Myxocyprinus asiaticus (Chinese sucker) is the source of this 1976-nucleotide messenger RNA. RefSeq names its product protein phosphatase 2, regulatory subunit B, alpha a (gene ppp2r2aa). Bases 244 to 1593 code for a protein of 449 amino acids. NCBI's taxonomy places the organism in Eukaryota, Metazoa, Chordata, Actinopteri, Cypriniformes, Catostomidae. The record is from RefSeq and is a predicted model, not a curated record. Gene Ontology annotation, biological process: peptidyl-serine dephosphorylation. The transcript is spliced from 10 exons. Gene Ontology annotation, molecular function: protein phosphatase regulator activity; protein binding. Gene Ontology annotation, cellular component: cytosol; protein phosphatase type 2A complex.
GUGACGUCAUCAGCACACGCACGUCCACAUCGCGUGUGCGUGGGAAAUGUUUUCUGUGCGGAUCUAAUAGAGGGACUAAACACGCUUUUGUACGGAGGGAAUUAUGAAAUCAAACCUCUUUUAACAAAAACGCUCUUCUCUUAUCAAAACAUCUUUCUGCAAUAAUCGAGUAAGAACAAUCGACGCUUUGGAAAUCAAGAUCGAAAAUAAAGAGGCCCAGGAUUGAUCGAGAUCCCUCCCAGCAUGGAAGGAGAUGUAGACGGUCCGAGCAGCUGGUGUUUGUCCCAGGUCAAAGGGGCCGUGGAUGAUGAUGUAGCUGAAGCUGACAUCAUUUCUGCGGUGGAGUUUAAUCAUUCCGGGGAGUUGUUGGCCACAGGAGACAGGGGUGGAAGAAUAGUGAUCUUCCAACAGGAACAAGAGAGUAAGAGUCGUGCGCAGUGUCGUGCGGAUUAUAACGUCUACAGCACGUUCCAAAGUCAUGAGCCUGAGUUUGAUUAUCUGAAGAGUCUGGAAAUUGAGGAGAAGAUCAACAAGAUCCGCUGGCUUCCUCAGAAAAAUGCUGCACACUUCCUGUUGUCAACAAACGAUAAAACCAUCAAGCUAUGGAAAAUCAGUGAGCGAGACAAGAGACCCGAGGGGUAUAACCUGAAAGAGGAAGAUGGGCGCUUCAGGCAUCCUUCAUCACUGACGACACUACGGGUUCCAGUAUUCCAGCCGAUGGAUUUGAUGGUGGAGGCGAGCCCAAGACGCGUUUACGCCAACGCUCACACGUACCAUAUCAACUCCAUCUCAGUAAACAGUGACAACGAGACUUAUCUGUCUGCUGAUGACCUCCGGAUCAACCUGUGGCACCUGGACUUCACCGACCGAAGCUUCAACAUUGUUGAUAUCAAGCCGGCUAACAUGGAGGAGUUGACAGAGGUGAUCACGGCAUCAGAGUUUCAUCCACUCCAGUGCAACACGUUUGUGUACGGAAGCAGCAAGGGUUCAGUGCGACUGUGUGACAUGAGAACAUCGGCUCUGUGCGACCAACACUCAAAAUUGUUCGAGGAGCCCGAAGACCCCAGCACACGUUCGUUCUUCUCUGAAAUCAUCUCCUCCAUCUCAGAUGUGAAGUUCAGUCACAGCGGACGAUACAUGAUGACCAGAGAUUACCUGACCCUCAAGAUCUGGGACCUUCACAUGGAGAGUCAACCAGUGGAAACUUACCAGGUUCACGGUUAUCUCAAAAGUAAGCUGUGCUCUCUCUAUGAGAACGACUGUAUCUUUGAUAAGUUCGAGUGCUGCUGGAGGAGUGAUGACAGUGAGGUCAUGACCGGCUCCUAUAACAACUUCUUCCGGAUGUUUGAUCGUGAAGGCAAGCGUGAUGUGACCCUGGAAGCCACAUGGGAGAACGGCUUGCCCGGCUGCCCGCUCAAGACCUGGCGGGUGAGUGCGGGCAGCAGGCGCAAGAGAAACGAGAUCGGCGUGGACUGCCUCGACUUCAGCCGAAAGAUCCUAUACACAUCCUGGCAUCCUCAGGACAACAUUGUUGCCUUGGCGACAGUCAAUAACCUUUACAUAUUCCAGGAGAAACUGAAUCAGGACUUUUAAAUUGGUUCAUCCCUGUUCCUGGCUCUAGGAGUUUGGCGGGAUCAGUUCUAACCUAGUAUCCAUGCACAACUUUUCUCCUGCAACUCAUAGUCUUACUAUUAACUACUGUAGUACGAGAAAACCUUUGGAUUAUUAUAUUAUGUUAAUUGAAACACUGUUGGCUGAAGGGAUUUGUUUGUUUUGUUUUGUUUUUCGUAUUUCUGUAUUUGGUCUUUAUUUUGCACGUCACUGACCUGUCAGUUUUAGCUUUAAAGUGAUAGUUCACCCCCCACCCCCAGUCAUUAUUUACUCGCCCUCAUGGUGUUCCAAACUCUGUAUGCUGUUUUUUUUUUCAUGUGAUUAAAGUGAAUAAGUCCUCCAAAUAAAAUUAAAAAAAAGCACCA